Molecule: messenger RNA, 3127 nt
Organism: Scatophagus argus
Lineage: Eukaryota; Metazoa; Chordata; Actinopteri; Scatophagidae
Gene: sh3rf2
Product: SH3 domain containing ring finger 2
Exons: 11
Coding region: 180-2765 (861 amino acids)
Biological process (GO): positive regulation of JNK cascade; protein ubiquitination; positive regulation of proteasomal ubiquitin-dependent protein catabolic process
Molecular function (GO): protein binding; ubiquitin protein ligase activity
Source: RefSeq, a predicted model, not a curated record
GUUGUCACAAAUUUUGGCAGGAGGUGGAAGGUGUAGCUGAAGUAGACCUCACGUGCCCGCCCUGCGUCGGACCGUCCCGUCUUCAGCGCACUGCGUCAUGGCGACAGAGGCGAGAAAGUUACGCGUUUCCUAAUCGGAAUUUAUGGAAUAUCACUCUGGCAGUCAACACAUAGUCUGUUAUGGUGGAUUACAGUGUUUCAGGUGUAACUGAAGACCUACUCUCAGAGAGAGCUGGCCCUUUUAAAAUGGAGAAGCUGUCUCUGAUGGCCUUGCUGGAGUGUCCUCUGUGUUUUGAGCAGCUGGAUGGAUCAGCCAAGGUCCUGCCCUGCCAGCACACUUUCUGUAUGUCCUGUCUGCAGAGGCAGGAGACAGCCCACUCCCAGCUGUUCUGCCCAGAGUGUCACACUCCUGUCCCCGCCAGGACGGUGGAGGAACUUCCUGCGAACAUCCUGUUAAUGCGGCUCCUGGAGGGGCUCCAGGGUUCAGUGGGGCCCAGCAGCAGCAGACAGACAGCUCGCUACUCAGUGCCCUUGGCCAGGGGCAGCAUCACAUUCAGGGAAGGUCAACAGCAGCAGCAGCAGUGGGAGAGUCAACCCAGAGAGAGAAAGAAGCAAGGCCACUAUGAGCUUGCUCUCCGAGCUCCCAUGCAUUACCAGCAAGGCGAAUCAUCAGGAGAGCUGGUGCUCACACCUGCUAAUAGCAUCGCUCUGAAACCCAAAGUGAAUGUGGAUGGGCUACGCGGAAACGCCUCCGACAGCAGCGGUGUGGCUGCCGCCGCCAACACGCUGCAGGCUGUCAGCCAGGUGCCUCAGGUGCAGCCCCUCCAGCACUCCCAACCUCCGGCUCUCUGCAGGGCUCUGUACAACUUUAUCCCUGAAGAGAUGAAUCUGGAAGACAGUAGAUGUUGUCUGAGCUUCCUCAAGGGAGACAUACUUACUGUCAUCAGACGGGUGGAUGAGGACUGGAUCGAAGCCAAGCUAGGGGAGAAAGUUGGAGUUUGCCCUCUGCAGUUUACAGAGCCAAACUCAGUGGCUGCCAAACUGCUAGAGGGAAAGAAUCGGAGGGGGAGUGACUCAGCAGAAUCUCACCAUCGGACUGGGAGCGGGGUUAAAGACAAGGCCACUGACGUCUCCAAUAGGACCACCCAUUACGGAGUCCCUCAAGUCGCAGCAAAGACACCCAUGAUCAAUGCUUUGCCCCUCUCUAACCAACGGAAACAGUCCGCAGCCAGCAGCGCCAACUUUUAUCAGACUACCAAAGGAGAGACGACUAACAUCAGCACCUUCAACAGCUUCAACCGUCAGGGUCAGUCACACCGCCUUUCUGUGCCUCCCGCUGCCCGGGGCCUGUCUCACCCCUCCAGAGUGAACUCUCAGCGAAUCAAACGCCACUCUGACACUACACACAGACAACUGUUACAGAGUGAGAAGAAGAUGACGAGCGAGACUCCACCGACCAUCUCUAUGGCCCUGGUGAACCCCCAAAUGUCCUCUGCCUCUGCAGACGGAAAAAACUCCUCCACACAGCAGCUCUCCAUCAGCGUGUGUGCUGUCCUGUACUCCUACAAACCUCGACGGCCAGAGGAGCUGGAGCUGAGGAAAGGAGAGAUGGUGGGAGUGUAUGGAAAGUUCAAAGAAGGCUGGCUGCGUGGGUUAUCUUUGAGAACAGGCAAAGUUGGCAUUUUGCCCAGCAACUACAUCUCGCCUGUGCUCAGAACCUCAGCCAGACUCCUGGAGACCAAAGCCACUAAUGCGUCCUCACAAUACAACACAGUAACUGGAAAGAAGCCCACAGCUGCCAAGAAUCCUGCUGUGGUCCUUGCUCUUGAUAGGGUAAACGCUGAUGGAACGAUAUACUCAACAGGACAGGUCCCAUCUGUGCCAAAUGGAGCACAGCAUGCAUUGUCAUCCACUGGCGCUGGAAAACUAUCCCUUUAUGGAUGCACACAAGGUUGGGACACUGUGAGACGCAUCUUUAACCCUCAUAGAGGCUCAAACCGUACGUCCAAUUUGAACAUCCCUUCCAACUCGAAGCAUUUUGCACAAGUGCAGGCGUCUGGGUACUCACCUGCCCUGCAGAGGAAGAAAAACAGCAGCAGCAACUCUGGCAGGCCACUGGGCUGGAUGACUGAGCCACCAGCGCCCUCUGCUGCUGCAGUCUUUAAGGACAGGGACUUCUUUGCUUCACAUGAGGCAACAUUUCAGCCCGACAGACAGCCUUUCAAUAGGCCUCAGUCAAUUCUAGUCAAACCUGACUCACAUAGGAACAACAUAGACAAGCCUGCAAAGUCAGUGCGGUUCCUCACAGAUGAAGACUCCCCUCCUCCAAGACCUCGGACAUCCUCCUGGUCGUCAAUAAAUCAGGUUCCCCCCAACUGCGGCCCUGGCCCCCCUUCGUUGGAAGUGUGGGCCCCGUCGCUCACUCUGGGAAGAGAUGGACCAGGAAUCAUUCUCAAAGAGGGAAAAGUUCCUGUUCUCAGGAAAGGCCUCGAAACAACCACUUCAGAUCUAAAUUCUAAUCCUCAAAAGCCAAUACUGUUGCAGCCGUCUCUAUCAGCUGUGUCAGCUCAGUUCAGCCCGAUCAGACACAGAGUAACCACGACGCAUUUAGCCCAGAUGGACUCUGAGCUCAGUCUGCUUCAGGGAGAAGUUGUCCUUGUCCACAAACCUCGACCUGAUGGACGCAUUCUGGUUACUCAGGAGAGCAGUGGGCAGACAGGCCUAUUCCACUCCAGCGUUCUUCAGGCCCUUGAGAGGCUCAGCUGACUGUAUAGUACUACUGUAAUACUGUAUAUCUCUAUAUUCCGUGUGUUCAAACUGCCAAAAGACUUGACUGACCUGCUGAACAACAAGAUGAGCGUCGAUGUCCAAAGGUUAAUACUGCCAUAUGACAAUCCAGUGAGGGAGGUGUUUAUUUUCAUCCUGAGUGCAUAUGAGAGUGUGCUUAAAUUCUCCAGUAAUAUAAUGUGUGUCCUCGGUGUAUAUGGAUGUUUGUUACACAUGUACUAUUACAAGAUUUUGCACAAAAACCCAUCUAAUGACUGUUCCUUGUUUAAUACCCAUGUUACACGCAUUGGUUAGUGCCUUUGUCAAAACCCACAAAGACCAACUAUAUUUAAAUAUAUAUA